CCCCUCUCUCUCUCUCUCUCUCUCUCUCUCUCUCUCCCCUCACUCUUCAGUGGCUGAACCCCUCUUCUGAGAGAAACUGCACUCUCUCUGAUUACACACAGAAGAGAGAGAAAUUAGAGAGAGAGAGAGAGAGAGAAACCCAUUGCAAUUGGUAGAGAAAAGAACCCCUGUCUCUCUCUCUCUCUCUCUCUUAAAGCUACUCUUUUUCAUACACACUCUCUCUCUCAGGUCAUAGAGGUGGAGGGGGGAGAGUUGUGGUGGGAGGAGAGGUAGCGAGGGUGGGGGGUCGGCCCCGCCAUGGACGACACUUGGCACGCCAAAUGCGGCUCCGCUUGGGUCCCACAGGCGGCGCCGCCGCCGCCGCCGACGACGACGACUCCGGCGCCGGCGCGAGGUACGACGAUGGGGGCUCCGGCGCAGUUGGGCAUGAAUCCGUUGUUCCGCAUCAAUCCCUUCAGUGCACCAGAAACCAUUUUGGAGGGCCGAGCAAUAACUCAAGAACAGUUGUUCUUCAAUACUUUGAACUUUGAUUCCAGCAGACCGAACAAAACAGAGCUGGGAAAUUCGUUUCUCACUCUCUUAUCUCCGGAGAAUUACCAUUUGCCAAAUUCAAGGUUGUCAUUAGCUAAGCUACCUGUUAAUAAGGGCUCGACUGUAAAUAUGACAAGCUGUACUCUUCCGAUCACCACUAUUCCACCUUUAGCUGAAAAUCAGAGAAACAGCACAUUAGAAAACAUCAAGGAGCUUUCUUUACUCGCUUCAUCGAGGUCUCUCUCAAUGCUCAAGAGCAGUGUUUUGCAAAGUACUUUAACAGAAGCAGGUCCAUCUACACAUGGAAUGGACUGUAAUGAUGUAUUUUCAAAUCAACCGUCUCGAGCUCACAGUACAAAUACGGCAACAUCGUCCUUGCUUUCUGACUGGCCAAAUUCAGCUAACUCAAAUAAUGCUAUCAAGGUUCAGACAUCAAAUUUUCAGCCCUCGCAAAAAUUUCCUGUGGAAAUCAAGUCUUCGAGCUCUUCUCAUGCAUCUGCCUUUGGUAAAGGUCCCCUUGUCCUCUGCAUAAAUACUGUUGGAGAGCUUUUUGUGAAUGAGAUGGGGCUUCUGGGAGUCAUUUGCUGUUGUCAUAAGUUGAGAAUGUCUGUGGCUAAAUUUUGUGAGCAUUCAGGAGCAUCUUCUGAUAAACCCGGCGACUUUGUCUGCAUGGAAAAUGGCAUGACCAUUUCUCAGUGGCGCAAGUAUCACUUAGGAAUAAUGGCACCGGAUGAUGGGAAAACAUGGCACUGGCCAGAUGGGUCAUUUGUGUUAGGCGGUUUGAUUGAAUCUAAGGCUGCCAAUCUCUCGAAUUUACGCAAGGAACCUCAAAAGAGUGUUAUAAGCGAAGCACCUUUUGGAUUAGGUAAAAAUGUGGGACCUAGGUGCAAAUCUGCGUAUCGUAGUCAGCCAUAUAGAGAGGCAGUGGACCAAACUACUGCAAUGAAGAUAACAAAUGAGAAAUCAGCACAUGGACAACGGAAGAGUAAUUUUGAAGAACAAAAUAUCUUCUCGACGAACUUGCCGACGAACUUCUCUAGUUUAACACAAAGAGCUGUGCCUCCUCUAGCUAAGAACUUGAUAGCACAGGAAAGAAAGGGAAGCCCUCUUCAUAUGGGAGCUGUAGACUCAAGUACUGUAAAUAAUGGAGGACAAAAGAGUGGAUCUCUGUUGGCCUCUAAUAGCGUCAAUUUAAUGGGAAAAUGCAAUAAUUCAUCCAUUUCAUAUCAAUAUUCAGGGACUAAGGAUAAUUUCAUCCAUGAUAAUAAGGGCAGCGAGGUGAACUUCCCGGGUGAAGUUUCUCGAGUCAGCAGGAAGGGUGCGUCUAACUUUGAAUUACAGCUCGGCCGGCCAUCUCAGCUUAAUCAUACCACGGCAGGUUUAUUUCCAAAUUCCAUGUGCAUUGUGCGAUUUGGGGCAGUACAUGACCCACAAAAAUCUCGAGCACAUCAGCCGCUGGCAAAUGGCACUGUGUGUCCAAAGGAAACGACAAGAUCAAGGCAAAAUACUGAUGAAUUGCCUACAGAGACAUCAUUUUCCACCAGAAGACACAUGCAGCAUCCACUUGGAAUGGCUAAUUUUGUCAAUAGUUCUGAGACUGAAGAACUGAACACUGACUCCACAAAGAAUUCACUCAUCUCGUUGUUUCUUUCGCACCUUGAACGAAACAACACAUCUCAAGCUGCUGAUGAUAUUCUUACCGGCAGCGAGCAUUUUCCACCUAGAUUGCUUAAUGAUGAUACAUAUUCUGCCAAAUGCAACCUUUCAGAUUCAAUAGUGGAUGAAAAUGAUAGGAAUGAAAGGAAAUGUGUUAUGAAUAAGUUGGACCUUUCCCAAAAUAGAGAUGGAGCUUCGGAACCAAGUUCAACUAAAAGUAGCGUGGUUAAAUCCUCAUAUUUUGUUCAGAGUAAGCAGAUAUCAGAUGACAGAACGGCUUUGGCUUCUACUUCCGGCGUUCAUCCUCCUCAAAGUAACUUCUAUGCACAUGAUAAGCUAUUUCCUUUGCAUUCAAAUCAGUGUGGGGAAGUUCUCGGGCUUGAAAAUGGGAAUUAUUUUGACUAUGGUAACCCUAAAUCCCAAAAUCCACUACUUCAUGCAUCUGUAAGAUCUGGCUCUCUAAUCAUGGAGAACGGAGGCGGUGCUUCAGAACCAACUUCUUUAAAAAAUAAAAGAGAUCCUGACAGAAUUCAACAUUUAACACAGGAGAACCUAAGAGUUCAUUCUUUUAGACCUGCGGUUGAGUUCUCAAAGCAGGAAAAUUUCACCACUUUUCAUGAAACAAGCACUCAUCAUGGAAGAUUAUGCUGUCUUUCAACUGUGAAAAUGAAAGGAAACUAUGGGCAAAACGAUGUUUCCAGAGUUGCCGUAAGAUCUGAAUAUCCAUGUCCACAUUUUCACUGUAAUGGUGGUGGUGUUGAGAUGCCAGCUGGUGCAUGUUCUAAACAACACUGCAACUGCACAGCUACAAUACAACGAGCUUCACUAUGUUUUAGACAAAAUGGUAUACAGUGUCCUGCAUGCCAUGUAUGUGCCACUGAUGAGCAGCCUUGCAUAAGAUGUACGAGGCCGUCGAACAUAUGUUUACCUGCAAAUGGUAAGCGUGAUAUAUAUAGUCGGGAAGAACAAAGCCCAUGUUUGUCUGGAAAUUGCAGCUAUUUGGCUCCUUCAAAAUGUGUGGGAAGAUGUAGUUUAGGAAGUCAUAAUCAUCCUGACAACACUUUAAAUAAACAAAAUAAUUGUGAGAAGGCCAAGUAUAUGCAUGCCCCUGGCGAAGCAUAUGAAAAAGACUGUACUUUCCGAGAUAGCAAAAGAAUAAGGCUAGGAAAUGAAUGUGGAUGCUCAAAGAGUAGUGUUGUUGUAAACAAUGAUAACCGAAAUGGCUUUUGCAAAGAUACUAGAAUAACUGAAGAAUUUGGAGCCUAUCAAGAGUUUGACUCGGUGAGAGAACAAAAUACAUCAAAAGUUUCUUCUGGGUCCUCUGCUCCUGCAAUAACUGAGGUUUCUGUUUCAGUCGAAACCAACAAUAUGGGCUCUUCUGCAAAAGAAGACAUGAAUACUUUUCAUAAUUGUGUUGAUGAAGGUUCAGGCAUUGAAAAAUGUGGCUCAUCUGAUGAAGCAAUUGGCGGUACAGAAUGUGAGCAGGCUCUUAGUGAUAAGCUCAAUUUAGAUAAUUCAUCUAGAAUAAAGCAGAUAAGUAAUCAAAUCACCAUGGAAAAGGCUCAGGAAGUUACUCGAGAUUCUAACUGCUGUAUUGGAAAAGUUCAGCUCUUGUCAUCCCAAGAAAUAGAAGCUUCUCCUCAGCGAGACAAUGAUUUGCAGAAAAUAUGCCUUUCUUCAGCCAAGUCUUCAAAUGUCAAGCGAAAGCGCUCUUCCUUGUCCUGCACGAAGCUGUUACCCAUAAAGAGAAACACAAGAAGUGAUAAAAUUGUCAAAGAUGAUGAGAUUAAGUUAUAUGAUGAAGUCCAUUCACACGAUACACCCAGCGAAAAGUCAGAGAACGAUUUCGAUAGGAAAAGGGUAUUCAGACAAAAGGAGCUUCAUGUAGAAGCUCGAAAGCUGCCGAAAUACAUGUUGUUAAGCUGCAUAGGAAAAGACAUUAACCAUGGAAGGAACUUUCCAAGUAACAAAGGUAGGCCUGUCGUAUGUGGGAAUUCAGGUAUCAUUUCCACAGGUAUAGCGAAUGGUGAAGGAAAACCUGCAAAAAUUCUUCCACUCAGCUUGAUUCUUAAAAAGGCUAGAAGGUUAAGCACUCCUAAACAUGGCAAGAAGCUUGUACCAGAGAACAGAAAUACACGUACUAGGGCAAAUAAAAGGAGUCACAAUGCGUUAACCUCUUGGAAAUCGCUAUACAGUACUGAAGGUUCAGGUUCUGGUUUGAGAGAUGAAGCUGAGUUUUUAAAACCUACUUCAAAUCAAUUAAGCCCCACUUCCAAGGAUAUUCACGAAUGCAGACUUAAUAAACUAUCAAAAAUGGAUAGAAAAUCGAAAAUCUCAAUUGGCUUACCUCCUCUGGAGGAAAGUGGAUCUUUUGAUCAGAUGGAGGCUGGAAAAGAUCAGUUGGUAGUACCCCCAAUAACUCGAACAGGAGAGAAACAUCAAAGUGCAAUGUUAUCAUCAAGAAAAAUUUCAAAAUGUGCAUUGUCAACAGAUAUUAAAUCAGUGAGAAGUUUGCCGUCUGAUCAUAGUGAAGCAACGAAGCAUUUUCAAGUGAAUUCAAGCAGAUAUGACAAAGGGCAUAAAGUUCUUUUAGAUUCGGAUGCCUUCUGUUGUGUUUGCAGCGGCUCAAACCAGGAGAACAUCAAUCGUUUGAUUGAGUGCAGCCAGUGCUUUAUUAAAGUGCACCAGGCUUGCUAUGGUGUUCCAAGAGUCCCUAGAGGUUGUUGGAGUUGCAGGCCAUGCAAGAUGAAUGUCCAAGAUAUAGCAUGUGUUCUUUGUGGAUAUGGUGGAGGAGCUAUGACUCGGGCAGUUAAAAGCCAAAAAAUUGUGAAAAGUCUGCUAAAACGUUGGGAAAUUGGAAAUGGGUCCAGUUUGAAAUUUGUUCCUCCAUCAACAACUAUGAACGCUGAAUGUGAUGUUAAAGUGAGUUCAUUUGAUGAAGCAUCUGAACAUCGUAAAUAUGGUUUUAUUCCUCCGUGUGGAACGAUAAGCUCCAAUGUCCUCCCUAGCGCUGGUGUGGAAAUAAAUCUGAAGCAAACAAAUGAGACUCAACAGUUGGGCGAGAUGCCAAGUAAUUUUGAGACAUUUAACAGUAUUAUUGCUGGCUUAUUUGAUCCCACUGUGACUCAAUGGGUUCAUAUGGUUUGUGGUCUUUGGACGCCUGGUACUCGAUGCCCUAAUGUUGACACAAUGAGUGCGUUCGACGUGUCUGGUGCUUCACCUGCUAGGAAGAAUGCUUUAUGCUCAAUGUGUAACCGACUGGGGGGUUCAUGCAUCAUGUGCAGAGUUUCAGAUUGUUUUGUAGUAUUUCAUCCUUGGUGUGCACACCAGAAGGGUUUACUCCAAAGCGAGGUAGAAGGUGAUGACGAUGACAAGGUUGGUUUUUAUGGGAGAUGCCUGAAUCAUGCAGUAGUUAACAUUUCCGACAUUGAUAGUCAUCAUGUGGAUCCCGAGGAAGAAUUUCCAAUAAAAGGGGACUGGACUUGUGCUCGCACAGAGGGUUUUAGGGGCCGGAAAAGAGAGGAAGGAUUCAACCCGAAUUACAAGAAUCCUCACCAUGAAGUUGGAGGAUGCAUUGUUUCUCAGGAACAAAUCAAUGCGUGGCUCCACAUUAAUGGUCCGAAGUCUGUUAGAGGGGUACUAAAACCGCUCUGUUUAGAUGUUGAAUAUGAUUACCGGAAGGAAUAUAUUCGGUACAAGCAGUCAAAGGGCUGGAAACAUUUGGUAGUUUAUAAAUCUGGCAUUCAUGCACUUGGUCUCUACACAUCGCAGUUCAUUGCCCGUGGAGCUAUGGUAGUUGAGUAUGUGGGGGAAAUUGUUGGACUCCGUGUUGCCGAUAAACGAGAAAUCGAAUACCAGUCUGGGCGCAGAUUACAGUAUAAGAGUGCGUGCUAUUUCUUUAGAAUCGACAAGGAGCAUAUCAUCGAUGCUACUCGCAAAGGUGGGAUUGCUCGAUUCGUUAAUCAUUCAUGCCAGCCAAAUUGCGUUGCUAAAGUGAUCUCAAUCAGGAACGAGAAGAAGGUAGUGUUCUUCGCAGAGAGGGAUAUAAACCCCGGCGAGGAGAUUACUUACGACUACCACUUCAAUCACGAAGACGAAGGUCACAAAAUCCCUUGCUUCUGCAAUUCGAAAAAUUGCAGGCGGUAUCUAAACUAAACCGAAUUUGAUCGAAUUGAACAUCGUAAUGGAUUCGCAUUCAUUUGCAUACUCAUUUGGGGUUUUAAUGGGCUCGCGCUGCCUCAAGGCACUUUUACUAGCCCAUUAACCCACUGAUUCAUAUCUCAAACAUGUAUUGAUUAGAUUCAGUAUCUGUACUUCUAUGUAAGAUCAGCAUUCCAUGUAAGAUCAGCAUUCAUAUUCAUAUUGGAAGCCGAAAUUUUCGAAAGUUUUGAUUGGAUUUGAAAUUCGGUAAGGUUCUUGAGCUAUGCGAUUUAAAAACUGCAGAAACACUUUUACUAGAAGCAGUUACCGGCAUUUAAAGGCGAAAAAAGCAUUAUGAUGUUGUAAAGUCAAUACUCAGUAGAUUUGUUAUGCAGAAAUUGUCUUGUUUUCUUUUAGAAUUAAGAUGAAUAAAUAGAUUGUUCUUGUGC
This is a messenger RNA of Ananas comosus (pineapple), 6776 nucleotides long. RefSeq lists its product as uncharacterized. Lineage: Eukaryota; Viridiplantae; Streptophyta; Magnoliopsida; Poales; Bromeliaceae. Bases 298 to 6342 code for a protein of 2014 amino acids. Gene Ontology annotation, cellular component: histone methyltransferase complex. The record is from RefSeq and is a predicted model, not a curated record. Gene Ontology annotation, biological process: positive regulation of DNA-templated transcription. The transcript is spliced from 19 exons. Gene Ontology annotation, molecular function: protein binding; histone H3K4 methyltransferase activity.